This is a messenger RNA of Mangifera indica (mango), 2819 nucleotides long. Its product is annotated as protein STRUBBELIG. The coding region runs from base 273 to 2444 and encodes 723 amino acids. The transcript is spliced from 17 exons. NCBI's taxonomy places the organism in Eukaryota, Viridiplantae, Streptophyta, Magnoliopsida, Sapindales, Anacardiaceae. Gene Ontology annotation, biological process: protein phosphorylation. The record is from RefSeq and is a predicted model, not a curated record. Gene Ontology annotation, molecular function: ATP binding; protein kinase activity; protein binding.
UACUCGCUCACUCACUGACCUGGUGGGCACGGAACCCAAUCAAACUCACUGGAACGGACAAACUCUGAUGCUACAAAGUCUAAAACCUCUGCUUUUGUUCAAGUGUUUAUUUUACUCUCUUUUCGUCCUCCGUCUGCUUUCCUACUUGCGAAAUCUUAUAUUUCAAACCCGUCUCUCUUCUCCUCAUGCCUUAAAAAGCAAAAUAUCUUUCAACUUACGGGAAAGUGCGCCGGAAAAGAGAAGUGGGUUGUAAGAAGGUGAAUUCUGCCGUAAUGGGUUGUGCAAAUUGUGGUGUUUGUGCUGGUUUCGUGGUGGUGGUGUUCACUGUUUUAACGACGCCGUUUUGUGCUGGGUUAACUGACCUUCGUGACGUUGCGGCAAUAAAUAGCUUAUAUGUUGCACUAGAGUUCCCGCCUCUUGAUAAAUGGCUACCCCUUGGAGGAGACCCAUGUGGAGAUUCAUGGCAAGGCGUCUUAUGUGUUUUCUCAAAUGUGACAGAAAUAAAACUCAAUGGCAUGAAUUUGGGAGGAACUUUGGUGGAUAGCUUGGGAGACUUCAAAUCAAUAAUAGUUUUAGAUUUGGGCAAUAAUCACAUUGGAGGGAGUAUUCCAAACAACUUGCCCCUUACCAUAAGGAACUUUUCUCUUUCAGGUAAUCAUUUCACUGGAAGCAUCCCAGAAUCAUUGACCAUGCUAUCUCAGUUGUUGGAUUUGUCUUUGAGCAAUAACCUUUUGACUGGAGGCAUACCUGAUACCUUUCAACAGCUUACGAACUUGAUUAACUUGGAUCUGUCAGCUAACAAUUUGACUGGUCAACUGCCUCCCUCAAUGGUGGACUUGUCGUCUCUCAAAACAUUGCACCUGCAGGACAACAAACUUUCUGGGUUCCUUGAUGUUCUACAGGACCUUCACUUAACUGAUUUGAACAUUGAGAACAAUUUGUUCUCAGGGCCUAUACCUGCAAACUUGCUCACUAUUCCAAAUUUCAGAAAAGAUGGAAAUCCCUUUAAUACAACUAUUAUUCCAUCACCCUCUACGGCACUGCCUCCAUCUAUAGCUUGGGCACCAGCUCCUGGUUAUGCACCUGGAAAUCCAGCAGAAGUGCCUUCUGUCUCUACAGCACCAAAGUUAAAAAGUGCAAGAAACUUUUUGACAACAAAGGGGGUCAUUUGGAUUUCCGUUAUAGGGGCUGUGAUACUUUUUGUGUUAGGAGCUUGUCUCUUUAUCUGCAGAUACUGCAAAGGUAGAAAAUUGAAGAAGGAUCCUGAGAGGAAUCAUGUGGGUGCACAUAAAACCUCUGGGGAGAAUCCUAACAACAGUAAAUCUUCUUUACAGCCAAAUCUUCCAGUGGAGAAAGUCUCAAUUCAACCAGUCUCUAAAGAGCCAAUCAUGAAGCCUCAAGAUGGAUAUGGAGUGGACAAUAUAAGAAUAAAUCCAAAGCCACAGGAUGAACAGCUGCCACCACCUCCUUUGCUAUUACCCAUUGUUGAGAAGGUCUCUUCAAAACCACCUGCACCUGCAGAUGUAACUAGGAGUCAUCAUCCUUCUAUGAGCCUGAACUGUGGUUCAACUAUUCCUUUCACCAUUGCAACACUUCAGCAGUGUACCAAUAGUUUCUCUGAAGAAAAUUUUAUAGGAGAGGGCUUGCUGGGCAGUGUAUAUGUAGCUGAGCUUCCAGACGGGAAGCUAGUCGCAGUCAAGAAACUGGGAAUUACAGCUUGUCUUCGGCAGAGUGAUGAUGAGUUUCUUGGAUUAGUGUCUAGAAUCUCUAAACUUCAACACCCUAAUAUUGUGAAUCUGGUUGGUUACUGUAAUGAGCAUAGACAACGUCUGCUUGUGUAUGAGUAUUGUGGAAAUGGAACACUUCAUGAUUUAUUGCACAUGGAUGAAGAGAACCAUAAAAAGCUUUCAUGGAAUAUGCGCACCCGGAUGGCACUGGGAGCUGCAAGAGCCCUACAGUAUCUACAUGAAGGAUGUCAGCCACCCAUUGUGCACCGAAAUUUUAAGUCUGCCAAUAUUCUCCUUGAUGAGAAACUUGCGGUGCAUGUUUCAGACUGUGGUUUAGAUUUACUAUUAUCUGGCUCCACAAUUGAGUUUUCAGGGCGCACUGCUAAUGGUUAUGGUGCUCCUGAAUUGGAGUCUGGAAGUUUUACAUGCCAGAGUGAUGUCUAUAGCCUUGGAGUUGUAAUGUUAGAACUUCUCACAGGACGGAAGUCCUAUGACAGGUCACGACCCCGAGGGGAGCACUCUUUGGUUAGAUGGGCAAUUCCUCAGCUUCAUGAUAUUGAUGCACUAUCGAAAAUGGUUGACCCUUCUCUAAAUGGAGCAUAUCCAGUCAAGUCAUUAUCUCGUUUUGCCGAUAUAAUAUCCCGAUGUGUACAGUGGGAGCCAGGAUUCAGACCACCAAUAUCCGAAAUUGUCCAGGACCUCUUACAAAUGAUUUAGAAUGGAAACCCAUGCAAGUUUUCGAAUGAGAAGUGUAACAUAAUUAGGGAAUGAGAAGUGUAACAUAAUUAGGAAAUGAGAAAGAAGAUGUUUGGUUCUUGAUUGGUAACUCCCUGGAGAAGAUAAUUUUGUUAAUGCAGCUGCUCACCUGAGGUGGCCUUCAACCAUCGUCUAUGAAUGAAAGAUAACUUACCCAAAUAUUUUCCUAGGCAUCACCUUAUUUGGCUAUUCUUCUCUGUUGGAAGCUGUAACACAAUUAUUUCAUUUAUAUUUCCUCUGAAUAUCUCUAGCAAAUGUGACCAUUUUAAGGUUCAAAGUAUGAUACUAGAAAUUCAUGUACCAUUUCAAUACAACCAUGUGCUUUUGGUUAUGGCA